Messenger RNA from Electrophorus electricus (electric eel), 2886 nucleotides. RefSeq names its product follistatin-like 1b (gene fstl1b). Gene Ontology annotation, biological process: multicellular organism development; regulation of BMP signaling pathway; cell differentiation. Gene Ontology annotation, cellular component: extracellular region. The record is from RefSeq and is a predicted model, not a curated record. NCBI's taxonomy places the organism in Eukaryota, Metazoa, Chordata, Actinopteri, Gymnotiformes, Gymnotidae. Gene Ontology annotation, molecular function: calcium ion binding; protein binding.
GAGCGCUCGCCGAAUUUCCUGCAAUCGCUGCUCUCAACUCACACUACAUAGCAGGCGGCGGACCCGCACAUUUCUUCCAACUACAACCUAGGUGGAGCAGCUCGCAAAAAUGAUGUUUCGAAGUAUCCCCGCUGUAGUCUUGCUGGUCGUUCUUUGCUGCCAUGCCGAGGAGAUUCCAAGCAAGUCGAAAGUGUGUGCUAACGUGUUCUGUGGGGCAGGGAGAGAGUGUGCCGUAACAGAGAAAGGGGAGCCCAGCUGCUUGUGUAUUGAGCAAUGCAAGCCUCACAAACGAACUGUGUGUGGCAGUAAUGGGAAAACAUACCGAAACCACUGUGAGCUUCACCGAGACGCCUGCCUUACUGGACUCAAGAUCCAGGUGGCGCAUGAUGGGCACUGCAGAGAGAGAAAAGCGGAUAAAGCUGUUGCCAGCCCAGUGGUCUGCUAUGUGGCUGACCGUAAUGAACUGCGCAGGCGUGUGAUUGAGUGGCUGCAGACUGAGGUCGUGCCGGACGGCUGGUUCAGCAAGGGCUCCAACUUCACCAAUAUCCUGCUCAAUUACUUUAAGAACUACGAUAAUGGCGACUCGCAGCUGGACUCAUCUGAACUGCUGCGGUUCAUCCAGCACAAUGAAUCCGCUGUGGAGCUGAGCUCAUAUGCCGAGGAGGAGAGCAACCGUCUGCUCAGGAGCCUGUGUGUGGAUGCCUUGAUUGAGCUCUCGGAUCAGAACGCGGACUGGAAACUGAGCUUCGAUGAGUUUCUCAAUUGCCUCCGGCCAGGAUUCAGCCCCCCUGAGAAGAAGUGCGCUUUGGAGGAUGAGACCUACGAAGACGGAGCAGAGACUCAAGUGGACUGUAACCGCUGUGUCUGUGCAUGUGGCAACUGGGUCUGCACUGCCAUGACCUGUGACGACAAGAGUCCAGCACUGGAGCCAGCUACUGGCGAUGAGGAGUGGAGCCGACAUGUGGCCGAACUCAACAAACAUCAGGAGACGGUGGAGAAGAUGAAGUCCAGCACAAAGGAGGUUUAAAGACAUUUUGAGAAAUUAGAGAGAGGAGAGAGAUGUGGAAGAGGUUCCUCUCCUACUGAUCACCCACAAUGAAUCCUGACAUUACGUACUGUUGCUGAGAGAAUCUCACCAUGUAUUGUUUUAUCUCUUUGAAUAUAGUAUGUGUAUCUGUUAUCGGUUUAUGUGCACCAUCAUUAUAAUCUUGUUUUUUGGGUUGACAUUUGUUAGGUCACAGCUGUAGCUAACUAUACCUUUAGCUGAUGUUUAGGUGUUUGUGUGUCACCGAGGACUGUCUCUUAUUUUACAGUAUUACUCUUAAGCCUAAGAGGCCCCUGCACUUUAUCUGGGGGCUAUUUUGUACGCGGUUGUUUAUGUAUUAUUUUUUAUUAUUAUUAUUAUGGAUGUUUUUUUGUUUUUGAAUUUUUUAUUUUUUAUUUUUUUGUAUACAUGUUGAUUUUGAUUGAGACAAUGGCAGUGGAUGGAGGAGAGGAGUGUCUGGGGGAGGCUGUAGCAGGACCCUUGUGGUUGUUAUGGCAACAUGAAAGCUACUGCUACCUCAGCAGUGAAUCCACCCAAGAGAUACUACUAGUGUGGAAGCAUAUAGAUGAUGCUGAAGCUCUAGGGGAACUCAGACCAGCGAUGGCAGCCAAGGCUUUGCCAAGUCUCCCCUCACAUGCACUCUCUCUCCACACAGACAAGGCAGCCAUAGUCUUGAGACCUUUCGAAAAGGUGCUAAUGUGUAUUCCUUUGAUUUUUCAGCAUUGCCCUCUUGCAUCAGCAUAUUUCUAGAUUACUUUUAGAUUUCAGUAUAAUGGGGAAACAUUGGGUAAUAGAUCUAGAACAGACAUUUGCGCGGCAAGACACUUGAGGAACUGGUGUUUUUGAGGAGAGUUGCCAAUACUUUUAGGAUUGUAUUCCUGCCUUGAACUAGCACUCCAUCAUAAGCCAUGUUUCUUCAGGUCUUCCAUAAAAGGCUUGUGGUUUGGGCCUGCACAGAUAGAAAAUACAGGUAGAACUCUCCAUACAGAUAGAAACUCUUUCACAAUGCGUCACAGGAACCCUUUCGUGUCUGCUUCGCUUCUGCUUGUAUGUAGUGGCAUCAAUUAGAAGUAGUAUUAAUUGUUAAAACUAUUGCUCUGCUCAUUUCAGUCUGAAAGUGCUUGUUCGUGCACUAGAAAAAAAAUAGACCAACAAGGUGAAAGAAAAGAAAAACACAAGAACUGUAUAAGAUCAAAGUUAACGUGCUCCACUGAGACACAUGGAAUUUUGUUUGACAUUCUUGGAUGGCACUGAAUGGAAUGAGUACAGGAAAAGUGGUUUAAAACCAAAGCCUGAUGUUUAGGGUGUUUAAAUGUUGUACAAACCUCCAGGUAAACCACUACUCUGGACCCAGCAACAACACUAUACCUUUUAUUUCAAAGAGCGGUCAGAAUAAGGAUUAGAAUCGCUGUCACCUAUUUAGCUUUGAUGCAUUCUUAUUGAGUGUGUAUGUGCCUGCAAAUGUGUGUGUGUGUGUGUGAGAGAUAGAAAGAAAGGUGUGUGCCAGCCUUUUUUGUUGUUGUUUUUCCACUAAAUUCCAGUAAUAUCAAGGAUCUUUUGUGGUAAUGAGUGCCUUAAAAACAUCCUUAAGCGCCACCGAUAAAAUGGCCUUCACUUAUGAAAUUUAAACAUCUAUUCUAGGAAUCAGCUUUAUAGUGUUAUGGCAGUUUACCAAAUUUUAUCCUUGGAGUAUGACAGAAUACAAUGUCAUUUCACAUAAACAGGGACAGAAUUAAAUCAUUUUAAUGUAAAGACUAUCUUGUUGACUUGUAUCUGAAUUUACUUGUAUAAUGACUAUUGGCUCUGUACUGUAUGUCAGUAAAAGAAAAGUUCCACAAUUU